Knipowitschia caucasica is the source of this 276-nucleotide messenger RNA. NCBI's taxonomy places the organism in Eukaryota, Metazoa, Chordata, Actinopteri, Gobiiformes, Gobiidae. The record is from the annotation of a GenBank genome assembly.
AUGGAUGACCAGACCAGAAUGCUGACGGGAUUGACCGGACUCAGUGGACUAGGACAGGGCGAUGUCGGUGAUCCAGAUGGGGUCAGAAAACAGUCUCUUGGCCAGCCUCAACAAGACAUUGGGGAUAUCCUACAGCAAAUAAUGGCUAUCACGGACGAGAGCCUGGACGAAGCGCAGGCCAGGAAGCAUGCCUUGAACUGUCACAGGAUGAAGCCAGCCCUAUUCAGUGUACUCUGCGAGAUCAAAGAGAAGACUGAUUUUACACUGCCCAGCUGA